Vitis riparia (riverbank grape) is the source of this 1069-nucleotide messenger RNA. RefSeq names its product eukaryotic translation initiation factor 6-2. Gene Ontology annotation, molecular function: ribosomal large subunit binding. The record is from RefSeq and is a predicted model, not a curated record. NCBI's taxonomy places the organism in Eukaryota, Viridiplantae, Streptophyta, Magnoliopsida, Vitales, Vitaceae. The transcript is spliced from 8 exons. Gene Ontology annotation, biological process: cytosolic ribosome assembly; assembly of large subunit precursor of preribosome; maturation of LSU-rRNA. Gene Ontology annotation, cellular component: cytosol; preribosome, large subunit precursor; nucleolus. The coding region runs from base 102 to 839 and encodes 245 amino acids.
CGUUGACUCUACCUUCUAUUGUCUUUCUAAAACCCUAACCUCACAAAACCCUAAUUCUCGCUAACGAUUAAGACUGCAAGCUUUGUUUUUUGACUUUCAUCAUGGCAACCAGGCUUCAGUUUGAGAACUCGUGCGAAGUUGGGGUGUUCUCCAAGCUCACCAAUGCGUAUUGUUUGGUUGCGAUCGGUGGUUCCGAAAGCUUUUACAGUGUGUUUGAAUCAGAGUUGGCUGAUGUUAUCCCCGUGGUUAAAACCUCGAUUGGUGGUACGAGAAUUAUUGGUCGGCUUUGUGCUGGAAACAAAAAAGGGCUUCUCUUGCCACACACCACCACGGACCAAGAACUUCAACAUCUGAGGAACAGCCUCCCUGAUCAAGUUGUUGUUCAGCGUAUAGAAGAGAAGCUAUCUGCUCUAGGAAAUUGCAUAGCUUGCAAUGACCAUGUUGCUCUUGCACACACUGAUCUUGACAGGGAAACUGAGGAGAUGGUUGCAGAUGUUCUUGGAGUAGAAGUUUUUAGGCAGACCAUUGCUGGUAACAUUCUUGUUGGUAGCUACUGCACCUUUUCCAACAGAGGUGGCUUGGUCCAUCCCCAUACAUCCAUUGAAGACUUGGAUGAACUUUCAACACUCCUUCAGGUCCCUUUGGUGGCUGGGACAGUGAAUCGCGGUAGUGAAGUGAUAGCUGCAGGGAUGACUGUUAAUGACUGGACAGCAUUCUGUGGAUCAGACACUACGGCAACAGAACUAUCUGUCAUCGAGAGCGUCUUCAAAUUGAGGGAGGCCCAACCUAGUGCCAUUGUGGAUGAGAUGAGGAAAUCGUUGAUUGACAGCUAUGUCUGAAUUUCUUUUUAUAUUUAUGUUAUUAUUUUGGGGUAUGAAUGCAACAAAAUCUAUGCUGUUCUUGUGUGUAUAAAUGCCACCAAUCAUGUCCUGUUAAUUUAAACAUGCCUAGUUUGCCAAGUUUUGUGUCUCAAUACUUUUGUUCCAAUCUGAAGCAAACAACUUUUGGAUCGGUGCAUUAUAUUGCCGUUUAAUGUAAUGUUUGUUUACUAUUAUUUGCUGAAAAUCAA